UGAUUUGACUAUUAUCACAUUGCAAUUCAAGAACCUCCGCACGAGUCGUACGAAUUGAACGAUAAGAUUCCUUCGCGCACAUCAUUUCAAUAAUAUUGCUCGCAGCUGUUGCACACAAGUUUUUCGUUGAUGUUGCGCAGAAAUAUCAGUUCAAAAGCUAAAAGUUAACACCAUGACAGAAUUCACGGGCACCUCCGCGGACGAUGGGAAAUUGAAGCAAAUCUUAGCCGCUAUUAUACUGAAUCUAUCGGCAGUGACGUACGGUAUAAUAUGUGGCUGGCCCUCGCCGAUCGUACCAUUGCUGAUGAACGUGGAGAAAAAUCCAGUGAUAAACGAGCAAAUGAGCGACGAAGGAGCUUCGUGGAUCGGAAGUUUACUUUGCCUCGGGGGUCUUUCCAUAGCUCCGUUUUCCAGCAGCUUGGCCGAGCGCUUCGGUCGCAAAGCUUACGGCUACCUCACCGCCGGCCCGAUGUUUUUAUCUUGGCUGUUGAUUCUCUUUGCUACGGAUCAUAAUUGCCUCUACGUGGCGCGUUUCAUCGCCGGGGUGGCCGGCUCCAUGUCGAUAUUCAUAGUAUCCACUUACGUCAGUGAAAUCGCCAGCGAAAACAUACGCGGGCUGCUGGGCAGUCUGCUGGUCCUUGCCAUUAAUAUCGGCAUACUCUUGGCUUUUGUGGCUGGGACGUACAUGUCGUACGUUCUGUUUCACGUUUUUUGCAUGGUAUUUCCAGUGCUGUUUGCCGUGUCUUUCUUCUUUUUACCAGAAACGCCGGUGUAUUUAUUGAAACGCAAUCGUAUCAGCGAGGCCACGAGGUCACUAUUAUACUACAGAGGUAAUAACAAAGCAUUGGUGUCCGAAGAGUUAUCCCGUUUACAAGCUCAAGUUAAAAGUUCAGUCGAUCAGCCGAAUUCAAUUAGCUUGUGCGAUCUGGUAAGAGACCCAGCGACAUUGAAAGGUUUAAUAAUUUCAUUCGGACUCUUGGGCGGACAGCAACUGAGUGGUAUCUUCGCUAUGAUAAGUUAUGCCGAAACAAUUUUCAAAAUGGCUGGUACUUCUCUGCAACCAGAAGUUUCCGCUAUCAUCAUAGGAGUAAUCCAAGUAUUUAGCUCUUAUUUGUCAACGGUGCUGAUGGAAAGGGCAGGUCGACGGCCGCUGAUUCUCGUAUCCUGUGCCGGAAUGUGCAUAUGCCACUUCAUAAUCGGAUCAUUCUGUUACGUGCAAAGCUCUGGUCAUGAUUUGUCGUCCAUUUCAUUUUUACCAAUUAUCGCCUUGUCGGCCUACAUGGUUUCGUACUGUCUGGGCAUGGGCCCAGUGCCCUUCGUCGUAGCCUCCGAAGUGUUUCGCACCGAAGUAUCGAGUUUCGCCAAUACCGUCUGCUUUGUAUUUCUCUGGGGCAUGGCUUUCACGGUGAUCAAGCUUUUCGGCCCUCUAAUGUCUUUGGUUGGAAUCGAAGGCUGUUUUACGAUUCUUGGAUGCAUGUGCGCCGGAUGUUUCGUAUUUUCGUAUUAUUUAGUACCCGAAACGAAAGGACGUAAACGUGAAGAUAUUGUCAAUGAACUUAAUAAUAAUCAAGUUAAUUUUAAUACCAAAGAACAUAUGAUAGAUAAUAGCAAGGACCUUAUUAUGAGUGAAAGAGUCUAAAUAUGUACAUAAAAUAAUUUUUGCACCUAUGGUAGAAAUGCUAAACAAAUUAUGGCUUAUUUUCGACCAUCAAAAAAGUUUCUUGGUUUGCUCAGUUAACUUUGCUCCUUGCAGUAGUAAUUUUAUUGGCCUCAUCGUUAGAUACCCCUUGCAGAUUAACAGAUAAAAGUACUCGCCAUCUUCCGGUGGAUGCCUAAAGUGGUACUAUCGCAUUUAAAGUGAUUGAAAACUGGGCUAAACUUUAUGAAAUCAUGUUGUCAUGUUUGCGAAUGAAAUCAGGCCAUUUAAAUGCGCUUAAUAUUUGAAACAUAAUUGCAACAGCAAAUUCGUCAAAAACGAGUUAAAAUGGUAAUGUGUUUGAAAACUUUAUUCAUUUUUUGGUCAUUAGGCCAUUAUUAAUGGUGAGCAUUUCAAAUACACCCUCGUAUCAAAACCAUUUAGUUUUGUUAAUAUUUUGUGUAUAUAUUUUUUUUAUUUCCUAUUUAUAGAAAUUCACUGAGUAUUCUAUAUUCUUAUGCGUCCAAGGCUAGUAGCAAUAGUUUUUGUUUGCUUUGUGAACUAAAUGAUGUAACUAAAUGAUCUAUCAAAAAUAAAGAAAAAAGUAUGAGGUGAAAGUUGAUAUAAAACUAUCUACUAAAAAUACCUACGCAUACAAAUUGGACAGAUGUUUAUGUGAAUUUUAUCGUGUUUUUUUUUUGAAUAUAUGAAAAUCGAAAAUCUACAAACAAAUAAUAGUAUGUAAACAAA
Messenger RNA from Trichogramma pretiosum, 2386 nucleotides. Its product is annotated as facilitated trehalose transporter Tret1-like. NCBI's taxonomy places the organism in Eukaryota, Metazoa, Arthropoda, Insecta, Hymenoptera, Trichogrammatidae. The coding region runs from base 173 to 1639 and encodes 488 amino acids. The record is from RefSeq and is a predicted model, not a curated record. The transcript has 4 exons. Gene Ontology annotation, biological process: transmembrane transport; carbohydrate transport. Gene Ontology annotation, molecular function: sugar transmembrane transporter activity. Gene Ontology annotation, cellular component: membrane.